AUGGCCUGGGUGCUCAAGUGGGCCGGUGGGCUUCAAACUCGCCCUGUUUCAGCGAAGAGGACAUGGCCCCUUGGCGGCCAGACGUUGCUCGGCACGGCGGUGAUCUUGCACCGAGGGGCCGCGAAACCACGCCUGCUGGGCUGCCUGGCAGCCACCAGCAUUCGUCUUGGCGGCAACGGAGAGCUCAACACCACCACGCCCUUUGGCAACCCUCUACCGCCAGUUGUCCACCUAACACUCACACAAGAUCAGUUGAAGAAAGGGAGGAUCAUCAUCGUUGGGGACAUCCAUGGGUGUUAUGACGAAUUCUCGGAAUUGUUGAGGCGCUGCAACUUCAAUAAAAAUGAGGACAACCUUAUUUUAGUCGGAGACAUAGUGAACAAGGGCCCAUAUUCAACAAAGGUGCACUGA
Molecule: messenger RNA, 411 nt
Organism: Ostreobium quekettii
Lineage: Eukaryota; Viridiplantae; Chlorophyta; Ulvophyceae; Bryopsidales; Ostreobiaceae
Source: the annotation of a GenBank genome assembly